Mandrillus leucophaeus (drill) is the source of this 3607-nucleotide messenger RNA. RefSeq names its product pleckstrin homology domain containing, family A member 5 (gene PLEKHA5). Gene Ontology annotation, molecular function: phosphatidylinositol-3-phosphate binding; phosphatidylinositol-4-phosphate binding; phosphatidylinositol-5-phosphate binding. The coding region runs from base 52 to 3237 and encodes 1061 amino acids. Lineage: Eukaryota; Metazoa; Chordata; Mammalia; Primates; Cercopithecidae. The transcript has 24 exons. Gene Ontology annotation, cellular component: cytosol. The record is from RefSeq and is a predicted model, not a curated record.
CCAUCACAGGACAAUUGUAUUUUUGUAGUGAAUGAACAGACUGUUGCAACCAUGACAUCUGAAGAAAAGAAGGAACGACCUAUAAGUAUGAUAAAUGAAGCUUCUAACUAUAACGUGACUUCAGAUUAUGCAGUGCAUCCAAUGAGCCCUGUAGGCAGAACUUCACGAGCUUCAAAAAAAGUUCAUAAUUUUGGAAAGAGGUCAAAUUCAAUUAAAAGGAAUCCUAAUGCACCCGUGGUCAGACGAGGUUGGCUUUAUAAACAGGACAGUACUGGCAUGAAAUUGUGGAAGAAACGCUGGUUUGUGCUUUCUGACCUUUGCCUCUUUUAUUAUAGAGAUGAGAAAGAAGAGGGUAUCCUGGGAAGCAUACUGUUACCUAGUUUUCAAAUAGCUUUGCUUACCUCUGAAGAUCACAUUAAUCGCAAAUAUGCUUUUAAGGCAGCCCAUCCAAACAUGCGGACCUAUUAUUUCUGCACUGAUACAGGAAAGGAAAUGGAGUUGUGGAUGAAAGCCAUGUUAGAUGCUGCCCUGGUACAGACAGAACCUGUGAAAAGAGUGGACAAGAUUACAUCUGAAAAUGCACCAACUAAGGAAAGCAAUAACAUUCCCAACCAUAGAGUUCUAAUUAAACCAGAGAUUCAAAACAAUCAAAGAAACAAGGAAAUGAGCAAAAUUGAAGAAAAAAAGGCAUUAGAAGCUGAAAAAUACGGAUUUCAGAAGGAUGGUCAAGAUAGACCGUUAACAAAAAUUAAUAGUGUAAAGCUGAAUUCUCUGCCAUCUGAAUAUGAGAGUGGGUCAACAUGCCCUGCUCAAACUGCACACUACAGACCAGUCAACUUGAAUAGUUCAGAGAACAAAAUAGUCAAUGUUAGCCUGGCAGAUCUUAGAGGUGGAAAUCGCCCCAGUACAGGGCCCUUAUACACAGAGGCUGAUCGAGUCAUACAGAGAACAAAUUCAAUGCAGCAGUUGGAACAGUGGAUUAAAAUCCAGAAGGGGAGGGGUCAUGAAGAAGAAACCAGGGGAGUAAUUUCUUACCAAACAUUACCAAGAAAUAUGCCAAGCCACAGAGCCCAGAUUAUGGCCCGCUACCCUGAAGGUUAUAGAACACUCCCAAGAAACAGCAAGACAAGGCCUGAAAGUAUCUGCAGUGUAGCCCCUUCCACUCAUGACAAGACGUUAGGACCCGGAGCGGAGGAGAAACGGAGGUCCAUGAGAGAUGACACAAUGUGGCAGCUCUACGAAUGGCAGCAGCGUCAGUUUUAUAAUAAACAGAGCACCCUCCCUCGACACAGUACUUUGAGUAGUCCCAAAACCAUGGUAAAUAUUUCUGACCAGACAAUGCACUCUAUUCCCACAUCACCAUCCCACGGGUCAAUAGCUGCUUAUCAGGGAUACUCCCCUCAACGAACUUACAGAUCGGAAGUGUCUUCACCAAUUCAGAGAGGAGAUGUGACAAUAGACCGCAGACACAGGGCCCAUCACCCUAAGCAUGUCUAUGUGCCUGACAGAAGGUCAGUGCCAGCUGGCCUGACUUUACAGUCUGUUAGUCCCCAGAGCCUCCAAGGGAAAACGAUGAAAGAAAAUGAACCUAUUAUCACCAUGGUUCACACAAUGAUUGAGAACUCGGCGCUAAGACCCCAACUGUACCAGCAACUGUCACAAGAUGAAGGUAGAGGCACAUUAUACAAAUACAGACCUGAAGAAGUAGAUAUUGAUGCCAAGUUAAGCCGAUUAUGUGAACAAGAUAAAGUGGUGCAUGCUCUGGAAGAGAAACUUCAGCAACUCCACAAGGAGAAAUAUACGCUUGAGCAAGCUUUGCUGUCAGCCAGCCAAGAGAUAGAAAUGCAUGCAGAUAACCCAGCAGCCAUUCAGACAGUGGUGUUACAAAGGGAUGAUUUACAAAAUGGACUGCUUAGUACGUGUCGAGAACUUUCUCGAGCCACUGCCGAAUUGGAACGAGCAUGGAGAGAAUAUGAUAAGUUAGAAUACGAUGUAACUGUUACCAGGAACCAGAUGCAAGAGCAGCUAGAUCACCUUGGUGAAGUUCAGACGGAAUCAGCAGGAAUUCAGCGUGCACAGAUUCAGAAAGAACUUUGGCGAAUUCAAGAUGUCAUGGAAGGGCUGAGUAAACACAAGCAGCAAAGAGGUACUACAGAAAUAGGUAUGGUAGGAUCAAAGCCUUUCUCAACAGUUAAGUACAAAAGUGAGGAAGAGGAAGUAGUCCCACCUCGUCCUCCACUUCCUCGGUCCUAUGACUUUACAGAGCAGCCUCCCAUAAUCCCCCCUCUGCCCAGUGAUAGCAGCUCCUUGCUCUGUUAUAGCAGGGGCCCAGUUCAUCUGCCUGAAGAAAAGAAGAUGUAUCAAGUUCAAGGAUAUCCAAGAAAUGGAUCUCACUGUUUAGGUUCCCACUUUCCUGUUGGAGUAGUCCCUCCAAGAACAAAAUCACCAACACCCGAAUCUUCGACAAUAGCUUCAUAUGUAACCUUGAGGAAAACGAAGAAGAUGAUGGAUCUAAGAACGGAAAGACCAAGAAGUGCAGUGGAACAGCUCUGCUUGGCUGAAAGUACUCGACCUAGGAUGACGGUGGAAGAGCAAAUGGAAAGAAUAAGAAGACAUCAACAAGCGUGCCUGAGGGAAAAGAAAAAAGGAUUAAAUGUUAUUGGUGCUUCAGACCAGUCACCCUUACAAAGCCCUUCAAAUUUAAGGGAUAAUCCAUUUAGGACUACUCAGACUCGAAGGAAGGAUGAUAACGUUAAGGAACUGGACAUUGUCAUUAGAGAAAAUGAUGUAAAGCCAGACCGUGAAACUCCCACAGCAGAAAUUGUUCAACUAAAAGAAACUGAACCCCAAAAUGUGGACUUCAGCAAAGAGUUAAAAAAAACUGAAAACAUUUCAUAUGAAAUGCUUUUUGAACCUGAGCCAAAUGGAGUAAAUUCUGUGGAAAUGAUGGAUAAAGAAAGAAACAAAGAAAAAAUGCCUGAGGAUGUUACAUUCAGCCCUCAAGAUGAAACACAGAUCACAAAUCAUAAACCAGAAGACCAUCCUGAAGAAAAUACAAAGAACAAUGCUGACGAACAGGAAGAAACUGUUAUUUCUUACGAAUCAACUCCUGAGGUUUCUAGAGGAAAUCAAACAAUGGCAGUGAAAAGUCUGUCCCCAUCUCCUGAGUCCUCGGCAUCGCCGGUUCCGUCCACUCAGCCGCAGCUCACAGAAGGCUCACAUUUCAUGUGUGUGUAGUCCCACAAGAACUAUACUGACUUCUGUUGAAACCAUUCAAAGCUAAAGACAUGGACCUUCAGCAGUGUAAGAAGAUAUUGUACAGUAUAUUUUAAAUCUAUGAAAUUCAUAGUUCUGAUGCUUUUGGUCACAGAGCAUCAUUUUAUCACUUCUGGAAAAUGUUUAUUCCAAAACAGCUUUAAUGGCCCAUAUGUACACUCCGUAAUCUCAAGGUUAUUAUUCUGACACCAGCUUGCUGCUAUGAUUUCAGAGCACACAAGUAAAGGUGCUUUUUAAUGUGCAGUCUAUUGCCAGAGCUUACUUAGUUGCUGAUUUCCAGAUUUCGAUGUUUCUGAAGUCUAGGUGAAUUUACAUUUUUUUUUUUUUUUUU